Molecule: messenger RNA, 5623 nt
Organism: Pangasianodon hypophthalmus (striped catfish)
Lineage: Eukaryota; Metazoa; Chordata; Actinopteri; Siluriformes; Pangasiidae
Product: ephrin type-A receptor 7
Exons: 17
Coding region: 231-3509 (1092 amino acids)
Biological process (GO): protein phosphorylation; axon guidance; cell surface receptor protein tyrosine kinase signaling pathway
Cellular component (GO): neuron projection; plasma membrane
Molecular function (GO): ATP binding; protein binding; transmembrane-ephrin receptor activity
Source: RefSeq, a predicted model, not a curated record
GGUGCCUUUUCCUGUCACUACAAACCCGGACGGCUGGCUCUCUCCUGCUGCUGCUGCGCCAGUGUGUGUGUGUGUGUGUGUGUGUGAGAGAGAGAGAGAGUGUGUGAGUGUGUGUGAGUGAGUGUGUGUGUGUGUGUUAUGAGUGUGUGAGUGUGUGCCGGUGUGUUAGAGCGCGGGGAGCGCGCGCGGCAGCGACAUGACCAGAGGCUCGCGAGCGCGUCCGGUCAAUCAUGGAGCUUUUUAAGGCGCUGUUUUGGAUUUUACUGCUGAAGCGAGUUAAAGAGUGUGUGUCUGAGGAAGUGGUGUUGCUGAAUUCGAAAGAAUCCCAGGCAGAACUGGGCUGGACGUCUUAUCCUGCAAAUGGAUGGGAGGAGAUCAGCGGCGUGGACGAGAAGUACAAGCCGAUCCGCACGUACCAGGUGUGUAACGUGAUGGAGCCGAACCAGAACAACUGGCUGAGGACGGGGUGGAUCGGGCGGCGUGGAGGUCAGCGCAUCUUUGUGGAGCUGCAGUUCACGCUGCGUGACUGUAACAGCAUUCCGGGCGUAGCGGGAAGCUGCAAGGAGACGUUCAACCUGCUGUACGCAGAGUCGGACCGGGCGCUGGGGGGCCACGACGAUGACGAGGCGCGCUACAGUAAAGUGGACACCAUCGCCGCUGAUGAGAGCUUCACGCAGGGCGACCUGGGCGAGAGGAAGAUGAAGCUGAACACGGAGGUGCGUGAGAUCGGACCGCUGACGCGCCGCGGUUUUCACCUGGCCUUCCAGGACGUGGGCGCAUGCGUGGCCAUCGUCUCCGUGCGCGUGUAUUACAAACGCUGCCGCGCCGCCGUGCAGAACCUCGCCAUCUUCCCCGACACGGUGGCUGAGGCUGCGUUCGCCACGCUGGUGGAGGUCCGGGGCGUCUGCGUCAACAACUCCGAGCCAGAAGCCACCGACUCGCCUCCCAGGAUGCACUGCAGCGCUGAGGGGGAGUGGCUUGUGCCCAUCGGGAGGUGCAGCUGCAGCGCCGGCUACGAGGAGGGACACAGCAGCUGUGAAGCAUGUCCACCAGGCACCUAUAAGAUGUCGUCCCAGCAGCAGGAGUGUUUACCGUGUCCUGCUCACAGUCUGGCCGAGGACGAUGGCUCCGUUGUGUGUGUGUGCGAAGAGGGCCACUUUCGGACACUGCUGGACUCCCCGUCUGCUCCGUGCACACGACCGCCCUCUCCUCCACGAGACUUGCUCUACACCCUCAAACAGUCCACUCUCAUCCUGGAAUGGGCCGCUCCGGCGGACACGGGCGGUCGUGGUGACGUGAGCUACAGCGUGGCGUGUCAGCGCUGCGUCUCUGGCCCACGGGAACACUGCGAGCCGUGCGGCGCUAACGUAGGCUUCGUGCCUCAGCAGAGCGGCCUGAGCGGGCGUACGGUCACCGUGCUCAACCUGCUGCCCAACGCCAACUACACCUUCAGCGUGGAGGCCAGGAACGGCGUCUCCGAGCUGCUGCCCAACAAACACUUCUACGCCCAGGUCAACAUCUCCACCAGCCUGCCAGCUUCCUCGCAGGUGAGCGAGUUGCGGGUGGAGAAGAUCGAGCAGCGCAGCGUGACUCUGGCCUGGAGAGAGUCAGCCAACCCCAACAACAGCCGAACAGAAUACGAGAUCAAAUACUACGAGAAGGAGCAGAAAGAUCAGAGUUACUCCACCGUGAAAACCGCAGCCACCAAAAUCAACGUGAACAACCUGAAACCGGGCACCACCUACGUCUUCCUCAUCCGCACGUGUUCCAGCCCCGCCCCUUCCUCUCUUUCCUCCUCCCCCUCUUCCUCCUCUUCCUCAUCACUCCUCUCAUCCUCUUCACCAUCAUCAUCAUCAUCAGCGUCAUCCUCCUCCUCCGUGCCCGCAGUUCCUCCCUCUCCACCUCCGCUGGACUACGGGGCCUUCAGCACGCCGCUCGAGCUGCAGACGCUCGGAGAGUUGGCCCUGGCAUCGAGUGAGCAGAGUCCGGUGGUGAUCCUGGUGGUGGUGUCAGUAGCAGCUCUCAUCAUGCUGCUGUCACUCGGUGUGGGUCUGCUCAUCUGGAGGAGACAGUGUGGCUACAGUAAAGCCAACCAGGAGGGAGACGAGGAGCUUUACUUCCAGUUCAAGAUCCCGACCCGGAGGACGUACAUCGACCCGGAGACGUGCGAAGACCUGCUGCAGGCUGCUCACACCUUCGCCAAAGAGCUCGACAACUCCAGCGUCAAGAUCGACAGGAUCGUUCACACGGGCGAUUUUGGUGAGGUGUGCCGCGGCUGCCUGAAGCUGCCCAGUAAGCGCGAGCUGCCGGUGGCCAUCAAGACGCUGCGGAGCGGCUGCUCGGAGAAACAGCGGCGCUCGUUCCUGUGUGAGGCGGCGAUCCUGGGCCAGUUCGACCAUGCCAACAUCAUCCGCCUCGAGGGGGUCAUCACCAGAGGUAACACCAUGAUGAUUGUGAUGGAGUGUAUGGCCAAUGGUGCCCUGGAUUCUUUUCUACGGAAACAUGAAGGUCAGCUCAGCGUGCUCCAGCUGGUGGACUUGCUGAGCGCUGUGGCCUCGGGGAUGAAGUACCUGACUGAGAUGGGCUUCAUCCACCGGCGUCUCGCAGCCCACAAAGUGCUGAUCAACAGCAGCCUGGCGUGUAAAGUGUCCGGCUUCAGACCCUUACAGGAGGACAAGAUGGAGGCCGUUUACACCACACUGCAUGGUGGGAAGAGUGUGGUGUUGUGGACGGCCCCUGAGGCGAUCCAGUAUCACAGAUACAGCUCCGCCUCCGACGUCUGGAGCUUCGGCAUCGUCAUGUGGGAGGUGAUGUCGUUCGGCGAAAGGCCUUACUGGGACAUGGGCAGCCAAGACGUGAUCAAAGCGAUCGAGGACGGUUUCCGGUUGCCAGCUCCUCUGAACUGUCCCACGUCUCUGCACCAGUUGAUGUUGGACUGCUGGCAGAAGGACAGGACGGAGAGGCCGAGCUUCACUCAGAUCCACAGCGCUCUCAGCAAAACCAUGCGCAGCCCAGACAACAUCGGCUCGUCCACAUUAACACACAGGACACUAGCCUCGUCCUCCAUCUCCCUGGCCGAGAGGACGCUGGCCGAGAGGACGCUGGCCGAGAGAACCCUGGCGGAGAGAACCCUGGCCGAGAGAACCCUGGCCGAGAGAACCCUGGCCGAGAGGACGCUGGCCGAGAGGACGCUGGCCGAGAGGACGCUGGCGGAGAGGACCCUGGCGGAGAGAACCCUGGCCGAGAGGACGCUGGCGGAGAGAACCCUUCCAUCAUUCCCCUCAUUCAGUUCUGUAGGCGAGUGGCUCGAGGCUGUGGAUAUGGGUCGCUACAAAGACAACUUCACUGCCGCAGGGUACUGCUACCUGGAGUCCGUCGCCCGCAUGAACGUCCAAGACGUCCUCAGUCUAGGUAUCACCUCUCUGGAGCAUCAGAAGCAGCUGCUGUCGGCUAUUCAGACUCUCAGAGCACAAGUCAUCCAGAUGCAUGGCCGUGGAGUGCAGGUUUAACACACACACACACACACACACACACACACACAAACACACAGUCCAGAGACACCAGUGGACCCUCCGUCCCCAGCAGGACGUCCACCAGUAAACGAGGAGGAAGGAACACAGGAUGGUCAUGUGACCUAAAACGCCACCAUGAUGACGCCACUCUUCCUUUCUUUCAUGGAACGUUCAUCCUUCACAGUUCUGUUCAGAGACGGUGGUUCUGUCCCCCGCAGACUAACGGAAUGGUUUGGUCCGUUCUCAUCCCAAACUGAUGUCAGAUACACGCAAUUCCACUGACCUGGGAACAGCAGCGUAACGUAACGCUCACUCUGUUUCACUUCAGGUCCUUCUGACUCUUUACUGACCUGAGAACAGCAUCAUGUGCUAACGCUAACGCUAACACUAACGUAGCCACUGCUCUUCCUCUACAGCGGAGAAGCUCGUAAUCUUCAGGAAUAAAAAAAAAAUCAGACAAAUGAGAAAAUGAGACGAUCUAAAAUCCUGAAUCGCGUUUUCUCAUGUUCUGUGCGUGAACUUUAUUUGUGUCCUUCCACCUCCCGCUUCCUCUCCAUCUUAAUCCUAAUUUCUUUGCUAUUGUGUUAUUUUCUAUUAUUAUUAUUAUUAUUAUUAUUAUUAUUAUUAUUAAUUAAUUAAUAAUAAUAAUAAUAAUAAUUUCUGUAUCCUCACUUUAAGAGAUGUUUGCACUGUAAAAUUAAUCAUCGACUCCCAUAUGGUGCAAUUCGUAUUUAUUAUUUAAUGUUUAUUUAUUUAUGUAUUUAUUUAUGUAUUUAUGUAUUUAUUUAUUUAUUUAUUUAUUUAUGUAUUUAUUUAUGUUGCUGAAGCUUUUUUUUUUUCAGGACGUUUCUGAGAAGGACACGAGGAUGUGAUAUGGCGUAAUGUUACAAGUCUUUUUGAUUAUUUGAUCCUCAGUAGUUGUUUGCAUCAGGAAUGUAUAAUAUGUUUAUGUUAAUAAUUUGUUUAUGUAUAUGCAGAUACAGUUACAUAUUAGAGCCCUAGACAGGCGAGUGUUCACUACUACUAAAGCCCUCUUCCAAAAGUAAGUGCCCCCAGAAACUUAUUGGUUUUAAAGCUUAUAUUCUUUCGGAUUCUUUUUGUUUUUCUAAUUAUAACAUUAAAUCUGGCUCCUGUGUUACUUUUUUACCAUCUUAUUGCUAAAGUAAAUUUUGUCAGAUAAUUAAUUUAAUCCAGCGAGCUAACAUUUAGAUAAAUAUUUGCAGAGAAAAUUAGCCAGCUUACUACCUAGCUAGUUUACUUAGCUAAUACUUUUUUGAGUAACUUAAUGUUAGCGUUAGUUAUUUUUCACGCAGUUACGCACAUGGAGUCUCAGUAAGACCUCGGCAUCUUUGUUCUUCAGUCGAAAUAUUUCGGGGGUAAAAAAAAAAAAAAAGGUGCACAUUUUACGUCAUGGAGAGGAAUCACGAGUAUGACGCUGUCUGUGUCUCUAAUAUGAAUAUUUACGUAUAAGAAAGCACUUAAAUUAUAAUUGUAACGUGCUACCAUUAUAAAAUUUUGACUUUUUGCCAUGUACGUGAGAAACGGUUUAAAGCCGACAGUGUGAGCAGUUGAUUUAGAAUCCAGCGCCGCUUUAACGCUGUUCUUCUGUACGUGUCCUUGUUCGUUCUGCUUCAGUAAAAGCUGGAACGUGUGGUUUAUGAUGCGUACAAUAAGAGCUUUCACUGUCCACACUCUCUCACACACACACACACACACACACACACACACACACUUACUGAAUGUUCGCGGUUCCUCUGUGUGUGUGUGCGUUUCAUUUCCCAUCAUGCUCUCUGUUUGAUACUGUAAAUAUGUACCUGAAAAUGCAAUCUAUUUUUAUAAUUUGUUUUGGAGAGACGACGUGUUGAAUAUGAUAAUCUUCUCACUGUGUUCAGUUGUUUGGAUUAGUAACGUAGCUCGCAGCCUCGGUUCUUUGGAAUAAUCAGUGAUAGAUUUCUUUUCUUUAGAGCAACUUUUUUUCUUCUUGAUUUUUACCUGUUAGACAAACGGAUGAUGGAUGUUGGAAUAUUGAAAUGUGUUAUUAAAAAAAAUACAACACACACACACACACACCUUUUGGGCUUGUUUUGUCUUCUUUGCUCAAAUUUUGCUUG